Molecule: messenger RNA, 756 nt
Organism: Tachysurus fulvidraco (yellow catfish)
Lineage: Eukaryota; Metazoa; Chordata; Actinopteri; Siluriformes; Bagridae
Product: fibroblast growth factor 19-like
Exons: 4
Coding region: 94-714 (206 amino acids)
Biological process (GO): animal organ morphogenesis; fibroblast growth factor receptor signaling pathway; positive regulation of cell population proliferation
Cellular component (GO): cytoplasm
Molecular function (GO): growth factor activity; fibroblast growth factor receptor binding
Source: RefSeq, a predicted model, not a curated record
UAGAUUUUUAUUUAUUUAUUUAUCCUUUUUUUAUUUCACUGUACUAAUCUGUAAUAGUUUGUUAGCAGUUUUGUGUUUUUGUUUUUUUUAACAAUGAUGCUGUUUGCAGGAUUUUUUUUACUUUUCCAUUUCUCUCUCUCACACCCUCUCACUAACUACUCUCCAUCCCUCCAUGAUUCCUCUCCGGUAUUGGCCUACGGCGAUCAAGUUCGGCAGAGACACCUGUAUGUGGAAAAUAAAGACAACAGCCUGUUUGUUGAGAUUUUACUCAACGGCACAGUGUCAGUAGCUCAGAGUCCGACACCUUACACGGUGUUAGAGCUAAAAGCCGUAAAACCAGGUUACACAGCGAUUCGGGGUGUGAGGUCAUCGCUGUACCUGUGUCUGAAUGCAGACGGUCACUUAUUUGCUCUGGGUGUGUUUCUAGAUGCUGAUUGUUCCUUCAGAGAGAUGGUACAGCCUACUGGUUACACUCACUUCCUGUCUGCUCACCACAGACUUCCUGUUUCCCUCAGUAUGAAAGGUUCUCAUGGGAAACACACUCUCAGUUUCUCUCAGUUUCUACCAGUCAGAACCCAUCUGUUUAUGGAGAUACAAGGAUAUGAAGAGACAUCGAGGUUUCUGACUGCUGCAGAUUUGGAUUCAGAUGAUCCUCUAAGACUGACAAACACACAUCAGGACCUGAGAAGUCCACUGUUUCACAUCGACCAAUAAGAUUGCAGAUCAGAUCCUAAAGACUUUUUUAUUUUAAAAGUU